AUGUCAGGUAGCUGCAACGAUAUUAAUGUGCUUCAUCGAUCCCCUGUGUUCGAAGACGUCUUAGAGGGUCGGACACCUCCUGUCAACUUCGUAGUCAAUGGUCAUCAUUAUACGAAUGGGUAUUAUCUUACUGAUGGAAUCUACCCUAGAUGGGCUUCUUUUGUGAAAUCCAUUACGAGUCCACAAACUCAUAAGGAUCGUUUAUUCGCAAAACACCAGGAAGCUGCAAGAAAAGACGUUGAACGUGCAUUUGGGGUCCUUCAAGCUCGUUUUGCCAUUAUUAAAAAGCCGUCUUUGGCGUGGGAUACCGACAUACUCCACAAUAUCAUGCUCGCCUGCAUCAUAAUACAUAAUAUGAUCGUUGAAGAUGAACGAGAGACGUAUCAAAAUAACGUUAAUACCAAUGAGUUUAUGAAUGCUGGAAGGAACGCUAAUGAGGACACUACCGAGUACCGUACUGAUCGUAUUGUGGAUAUCGGCUUAUACUUGUCUCGUAGAACAGAGAUUGAGGAUCAACAGACUCAUUUGCAGCUAAAAAAACGACUUGGUCGAACAUAUAUGGAAUAA
This is a messenger RNA of Chenopodium quinoa (quinoa), 567 nucleotides long. RefSeq lists its product as uncharacterized. The record is from RefSeq and is a predicted model, not a curated record. The coding region runs from base 1 to 567 and encodes 188 amino acids. The transcript has a single exon. Lineage: Eukaryota; Viridiplantae; Streptophyta; Magnoliopsida; Caryophyllales; Amaranthaceae.